Messenger RNA from Saitoella complicata NRRL Y-17804, 1442 nucleotides. RefSeq lists its product as uncharacterized. The transcript has a single exon. The record is from RefSeq and is a predicted model, not a curated record. Lineage: Eukaryota; Fungi; Ascomycota; Saitoellomycetes; Saitoellales; Saitoellaceae. The coding region runs from base 9 to 1442 and encodes 477 amino acids.
CAAGGACGAUGCCAACACCAACAGGCCCCGAAACACUCGCUUCCCUCCUCCAAACAACCCUCCGCACCCAACAACACCCCGACUCCCUCGCCAACGCUCUAACAGCCUACACCCUCGCCGGAUCAGCGACCGAAGCCGCCACUGUUGCUCCCCUGUUAUUGAGAUGCUUGUAUAUUUUGGAUGGAGAGUGGACACAGCAUUUGUGUGAUGCGAUUGAGGCGUCGUUGAAGAGGGUUGGUGGGGUCAGGGUUGCGGGGUUGGGCUACGAUAUUCUUAAAGCGGGGUUGGAGGAGGAGAAUCCAGUGCCGGUACGCAUUCUAUGUCUGCGUGUGCUCAGGGAGGAAAAGGGUGGGGAGUGGAGUGAGGAUAGGGGUGUGGUGAGCGGGUUAGUCGGGAGUCUGGGGGCGAGGGAGGAGGGUGUGGGUGGGUUCGCUGUCGAGGUUCUUACACAGAAACUCAAAGAGGUGGAAGGGUUGGGUGAGGUGUUGGUGGCGAGGGAUGUAUUGGAUCAAUUACUCGAGUUGCCGAGGGGGAGGGGGUUGACGAGUGCGCAGGCGAGUACGGUACAAGCGCGGAUUCUGGCGGUGUUGACUGCGUUACCGCCGACGACGCUCUAUUGCACACCAGAGUUGAGGGCGUUGUUGGAUCCAGCGGUGGUGGAGGAGGAUCCGUUGUUUGCGCUCGUUCUCAUCGAUACGUACGCUUCCCUUCUUCUCACUUCGCCAGCCGAAACCUUCACCUUUCUAAAGGAAAACGGAGCAACGGACAAAAUGAUCGCCCUGGUGAAGGACGACGACCCACUACUCAGUCCAUACAUCUACAAAUCAAUCUUACCGGCACUACCAGAGGUCCCGGACGAAAUGAUAUCGUCCGUCGCGAGGGCUUUAGACGACAAAGCACUACGCAAUGGAGCCUUGGUCGCAGUCGGCCUCACCCCCGCCCUAGCAAAAAACAAAGACGUACUCGAAGCAUCUUUCGUCACCGGAUUCACCAAGCGAGCCGAUAUCCCCGCCCUAGAAUCUCUCGCCGCAAUCCUCACCCGCGAGCCUUCGGCCUCCGCGCAAUCCAUCUGGAACUCUCUCCCAGAUGCCCGAAAACUGCUCGGAGGCCUCAUUGAUGCCACGACGGAUUUCGCACUCGUCGAGCCCGCUGCUGCGAUUGCGGCGUAUAGUGUCUUGAAGGGGUUGGUGAGGCAUAGGUUUGGGGUUGAGAUUGUUGUGGGGAGUGCGGCUGCAAUGGAGAGGUUGUUGGGGGUUGGGGAGAGAAGUUGGGGGAAGGAGGUUAUGUGGGCGAGGUUUGAGUUGGUUCAGGGUAUGGCUAAGUGGAAAGAGGAGGAGGGAGGUUCGGGGUCGGUGUUGGGGCCUUGGGAGGAAAGUGUGAGGGUGAGGAUUGGGAAGGGACCGUUUUGGGUUGAGAAUAAUCUGGAGAUUGAUGUUAUGUAG